Vicia faba (fava bean) is the source of this 1518-nucleotide messenger RNA. Lineage: Eukaryota; Viridiplantae; Streptophyta; Magnoliopsida; Fabales; Fabaceae. The record is from the annotation of a GenBank genome assembly.
AUGGGCUGUGUUCAAGCCAAAUCAUCACAAGAAUCUGAUGAAGGAGGUACUUCAGGUUACAGAGGACUAAACAGAUUCAAAAUGGAAAAUGGGUAUGUUCCAAGUUCUCAUUUUGUUGCUCACAGAAGAUCUACUGGUCAGAGUCAAAAACAUGUUGACCAGACUAAGAACUUUGAUCAUGGUCAUCAUGUCUAUGAGAAAGAGAAACAACCCAGAAAGCAUAAAGUAGUUGUUGAUUCUAGUAGUGUUGCUGGAAAAGGAAAGAGAUAUGGUGAAUUGAAAGAUAGUAAGAAGCAGUUGAAUAACUGUUUUGAAGAUGAGAUGGUUGAUGGAUGGCCUAAAUGGUUAGUUGAUAAUGUUCCUUCUCAUGGGUUGGCUGGUUUGGUUCCAAAGAGUGCUGAAUCUUACAAAAUGAUUGAUAAGGUAGGACAAGGAACCUACAGCAAUGUUUAUAAAGCUCUAGAUCGAGACACAGGCGAUAUUGUGGCACUAAAAAAGGUCCGCUUCAAUACUUCGGAGCCUGAAAGCAUUAAAUUUAUGGCAAGAGAAAUUGCGAUAUUACAGAGAUUGGAUCAUCCCAAUAUAGUGAAACUUAAAGGGUUAGCCACUUCAAGAAUGCAGUACAGUAUAUAUCUAGUUUUUGAGUUCAUGCCAACAGAUUUAUCAAGAAUUAUUUCUCGACCCGAAGAAAGACUAACCGAACCACAGGUCAAGUGCUAUAUGCAUCAAUUGCUUUCAGGUCUCCAGCAUUGUCAUGAUAGAGGAAUUCUGCAUCGAGAUAUAAAGGGGUCGAAUCUUUUGAUAGAUAAAAAGGGGAUGCUUCAGAUUGCAGAUUUUGGACUUGCUAAUUAUUAUAGUACAAAUCAAGACCAGCCUCUCACAAACCGGGUUGUGACACUAUGGUACCGAGCUCCUGAGUUGUUGUUAGGCUCCACGGAUUAUGGAGUCGGUAUUGAUCUAUGGAGCGCUGGUUGUCUCCUUGCAGAAAUGUUUAGAGGAAUUCCAAUCAUGCCUGGAAGAACCGAGGUUGAGCAACUUCAUAGAAUUUUCAGGCUAUGCGGCACACCAUCACAAGAGUAUUGGAAAAAGUUGAAACUUUCUACAACUUUUAUACCUUCAAAGUCUUAUAGACCAAGUCUAGUAGAAUCAUUCAAGGAUCUGCCCCCAUCUUCUUUAGGUCUCUUAUGCACACUUCUUGCUUUAGAUCCUGCAUUUCGUGGCAGUGCAUCUAAAGCUCUUAAAAACCCGUUUUUCUUUACAAGCCCAUUGGCUUGUGAUCUAUCUGGUUUACCUGCAAUCUACAAAGGAGAUGAUGAGCAUAUUCAAGCCAAAGAACAGAUCAAGUACAUGAACUCUAAAAUCAGGCGUUCUCGUACAUACAUUGAGCGUCGCAAGAAUUUAUCAUCUAAUAGGCCAAUUGAACAUACCGUACCCUCUAAAGAGGUAUUGAGAAGUAAUGGUGAGGCUGAAACUUAUGUUCCAAGUGAAGAACCAGAUCAACAUUUACUCUUUGAUUAG